Molecule: messenger RNA, 1612 nt
Organism: Pocillopora meandrina
Lineage: Eukaryota; Metazoa; Cnidaria; Anthozoa; Scleractinia; Pocilloporidae
Source: the annotation of a GenBank genome assembly
UUUAAGCGUGAAGGUUCACAGAGUUUGGUCACCAAAAGAAAAGGAAUAGAACAAAGACGAGCAAGUAUCAAGAAGCCAGGUAAAUUACUCAGAAAAAAAGUGUUUAAACUGAAGUUAUUCGUCCGAAAGUUUCGCUUCCAGACCUUCUUUGACUCUGUAAAUAGCGGAUGGAAGUUAAAAAAUCCUUACAACUUUAAAGAAAAUAUUUCAAAGGUAGAUUCCUCUUAGUGCAAGCGUUUAGACCUCCUUGAUGAGAAAGGGACACUGGACCACUAUUAAUAUCACUGCAAAAGAUACAAUGAAAUAAUUUUUCGUGUAAAAUUUAUAUCUGUUUACUCUUGUUUCCUCGGUUCCCUCCAAGACUACCAACCAAAUGCAGGAACGGAAAACGGAGCCCCAUUGGAAGAUUUUUCAAUUAUACCCAGACUUAUUCUGAGGCGUCCGGUCCUGAAAAGACCAAAAAUUACCCAUCUAUGCAUAUUACACCUCGAAUAAUUUUUCCAACAUAUCGCAAACUUAAGCAGAGCAAUUGAAUUCACUGCAAAUUUAACUUUGUGUUUCUACACUCAUAACUACGAUAAACUCGGUAAUCAUGUUUUUUCUCGAGAUUAAAUGUCAAUGACAACUUAACUUGAGUUGAAUGAAGUGAUCAGAAUUUCAAAAACAUGCUCUUGAACAUUCUAAGGCAGCUCUUUAAACAAACUUUAUAGGAGCGUACUUCACCAGUUAAAACCCGACAAAAUUUUUUGUUUCUCGCAACUUCUUUUGUAUGGGGAGCAAUGUCGUGAUUGUAGCUGCUGUGUCUUAGUAACUUAAAUUCUGUAUUCUGUAUGUUUUAUCUCAAAAAGCUUCUCUAUGAUCUUUUGGUUCGAUAAGUUAAAUAAUCAUAGCCCUUGAUUUGUUCAGUUGCGAAACUCACGUUUGGUAAAGGAACGUCGUCAAUGACAAUCAAUGUUGGCUAUGAAUCGUGAGGUAAGCCACCAAACGUUCUUUGAUCUACUUUACAGUUCAGUCUGUGGAAGUCUCUAGGAUAAUUCUAAAUAUCGUUUCAUUUAAAACUUUCUUGUCAGAUCAGUUACAUCCUGUUAUGAUGGCCUCGAUCUCCUUUAUUUGCUUUCUCUUCCUCCUCGGACUCACUGGUGCACACCCAGUAGCCGAUGAAAGUAGGUCAUAUUUAUUUUCAUUUUUUACCAGAAAUAAAAAAUUCCGUUUAGGUAAAUAGUUACUUACUUUUGAAGGAUUUUUUCAACUUGAAGGCAUGAAGUCGAGGAAUCUAGUCAAUGGUCAAGAAAAUGAACCAAGAAUGCAGUAUGAUUCAAUUAAAGCAUUACCUCCUGUAAACGGCAUGGAGGAUGAGCCAGUCAGGGAUCUUAUGAACGCACGACCGCGUGGUGCACACCCAGUAGCCGAUGAAAGUAGGUCAUAUUUAUUUUCAUUUUUUACCAGAAAUAAAAAAUUCCGUUUAGGUAAAUAGUUACUUACUUUUGAAGGAUUUUUUCAACUUGAAGGCAUGAAGUCGAGGAAUCUAGUCAGUGGUCAAGAAAAUGAACCAAGAAUGCAGUAUGAUUCAAUUAAAGCAUUACCUCCUGUAAACGGCAUGGAGGAUGAGCCA